This is a messenger RNA of Oppiella nova, 741 nucleotides long. NCBI's taxonomy places the organism in Eukaryota, Metazoa, Arthropoda, Arachnida, Sarcoptiformes, Oppiidae. The record is from the annotation of a GenBank genome assembly.
AUGAAAUCUAUUUUAGCAUUACUUUUGUUGGCAGUUGUGGUCAAAGGCUUACCACAAACGAGUCCAACGGAUGCGGAGUUCCAUAACGAGUGGAAAAAGUUUCAGACUGAAUUCCGAAGCAAUGAAUACACGGAGGGAUCAGAUGAAGAGGUGAUGAGACGACAGAUAUUUGAAUCCAAUUACCGGCUGAUAGUCCGCCAUAACAUGGAAGCAGACAAUGAGAUCCAUUCGUAUCGAUUGGGUGUCAAUCAGUUCGCAGACAUGACUGACGAGGAAUUCAAUGAAAUCCUCUUUCGUUUCCAACCGAAGAAUUAUCACAAAAAUGGUGUCAAAUAUACCCACAAAAUGUCAAACGAAGAAUUGCCUAAAAGUGUCGACUGGAGAGACAAAGGAGUGGUCACUCCAGUAAAAGAUCAGGGAAAUUGUGGGUCGUGUUGGGCCUUCUCUACCGUUGCCUCCAUUGAGGGACAAUUAGCCAUCAAAACCGGGAAACUGGUGCCCCUUUCGGCGCAAAACCUCCUCGACUGCAGCAGAGCUCAGGGCAGCAAAGGGUGCAGUGGAUCCCUACCAGACCUGGCCUUCGAGUACGUGAUGGCAAACCACGGCAUCGACUCUGAGGACAGUUAUCCUUACGUCGGAAGCGAACAGAACUGCAGCUAUAAUGCGAAGUCAAAAGUCGUGUCGAUCGCCGAUUACGUGAACGUGGAGUCGGGCGACGAACUGGCCCUCAAGGGAGCGGUA